AUGGAGGCUCGUUUGUCAGCCCUGCAUGUCAUAGGCUUUUAUGCAGUAGCACGUAUCGGACCCGAGCGAGCGAUUCGGUCGGAUAACAACAAUGCGAAUUUGUCCACCAAGCCGCCGCAUGCUGUUGUCAAUACGUCGUGCAAGUUUGCUUUGACUCUAUCGACUGUUUUUACUGGAGCUCUUCGUGCGAGUGGGCGAUGCGGUUGA
This is a messenger RNA of Peronospora matthiolae, 207 nucleotides long. The record is from the annotation of a GenBank genome assembly. Lineage: Eukaryota; Oomycota; Peronosporomycetes; Peronosporales; Peronosporaceae.